Molecule: messenger RNA, 351 nt
Organism: Protopolystoma xenopodis
Lineage: Eukaryota; Metazoa; Platyhelminthes; Monogenea; Polystomatidea; Polystomatidae
Source: the annotation of a GenBank genome assembly
UUUUAUAUUACUGAAGCCCAUCGUUUCUCUACAGUCGCUCAGCUUAUUGGUCAUCAUUCUCAGUCCGCUGAUGGCCUCGUUUGUCCUUUGCUUUAUCCAGCUGCCAAGCGAGAUUUGACUACUGUUUCCUGUGUGUUCAAUGCUCGUUCUAAUAGACCAAAUGAAAACUUUCUCACUGGCGAUACGGGCAUGGGUAUGCUCGAAUCAGUCAAUGGAAUCGGGUUUGGCAAUGGAGAUACUAGCAUUGGAAAUGGAAUUAUUCCAGGCGAGGAAAUUCCUGGGGGUUUCAGCCUCGAAAAUUGGGAGAUUGAUCGUGCUGAGAUCAUUAUGCGGCACAAAUUAGGUGAUUAA